Molecule: messenger RNA, 2498 nt
Organism: Hemiscyllium ocellatum (epaulette shark)
Lineage: Eukaryota; Metazoa; Chordata; Chondrichthyes; Orectolobiformes; Hemiscylliidae
Gene: morn3
Product: MORN repeat containing 3
Exons: 5
Coding region: 215-940 (241 amino acids)
Source: RefSeq, a predicted model, not a curated record
CUGUUUGCAGCCUCGCUGUUGCUGAUAUGCAGGACUGCCGAUUUUUGGCUGGUCUUUCGGACACCUGUUUGCGAAGGGAUUUUGAGUGGAAACGGCUUCAUUUCGAUUAAACUCGACAGCGGAAGAGAUCCAGUCUCGAUCCCUGGGAGCGUGCAACAACACCCUGCCCCCUUCAUAACAAGUGAAUCCUUCCAUCGGAGUUUCUGAAACAAAAAUGCCAUUUCUGAGGCCUCGGAAGCCCAAAGAAAAUCGGUGGCAUGAGUGGGAUCGGAUUGCGCAGAAAAACGGUUUAAAAAGCACCGUUUACUCAUUAAGCGGGGACGAAUAUACUGGAGAGUGGCGGGACAACAAAAAACAUGGAAAGGGAACACAGAAGUGGAAAUCUAAUGGAGCCGUAUACAAUGGUGACUGGGAAUAUGGAAAAAGAAAUGGUUUUGGGACUUACAGUGUACCAGAUCCAAUUAGUGGAGAAUAUAAAAAGGUCUAUUCAGGAGCGUGGAAAAAUGACAAAAGACAUGGGUUAGGAACCAACUUUUACUCAGAUGAUGACAUUUAUGAGGGCCAUUGGUAUGCUGACAAGAGAAACGGCUGGGGUAGAAUGUACUAUGCAGAUUGCUCUACCUAUGAAGGUGAAUGGUUUGAUGACACUCCCAAUGGUCAGGGAAUGCUUCGUCUGGCCAAUGAAAAUCGCUAUGAAGGCUUGUGGAAAAAUGGAAAGAAACAUGGAACCGGAAAGUUUUUCUUCUUUGAGAAAGGUCAGAUGUAUGAAGGUGUGUGGGUUGACGACAUUCCGAAGUGUGGAAAAAUGAUUGACUUUGGUCGAGAAGGUGCAAUUAAUCCUACUUCCUAUCCAAUACCUCAGAUUAAGCUACGCAAUCCAACUUAUGUUUUGGAGAGAGCCAGAUCAAGAUUUCUGGAUAAAAAUGAAGAAGAUACGUAAUCGUUGAUUCCUCUCUUCCACAAGUCCAAGAUAGCAAAAUUCAAACUACGUAAAUGACUGUCCUUUUCAGAAUGGCAUAUAUAAAUCAAUCUCACAUACACAAACUCUAAAUUUGCCUUUGGUACAAUACUCAACUACACUGACUUGCAAGUUUGCCAAAACUUUCUGCAACAAAUCCAAAGAAAACCUUUCUAUAAAGCAUACAUUCUGUAGCAAAGAAUAAUCUGCUGUGUUUAAAUUGAAUAAUCUGAUGGAUAUACAUUCAUCUAUUACUAGGUAAAUAGAGAUGCUUUCAAUAUUCUCCACUGGAUGAACAUCUGAUACUGUUACCCACAUCUUCAAAUGGCAACUUGAUCCUAAUCUGCUCUUUUUCUUUUUCUACUUGUCUUAUUCCCAUCUUUAAGACUUUUCACACAUUUCCAUUCUUCCUUGAACUGUUUAAACUUUGUGCAUUAUGCUUCUUAUUGCCUUAUGCCAAUAGCACUGCUAUUUAAGCACCUUAUACAGUACAAUACAGCAUAGGAGGAGGCCAUUAGCACACCAAGCUUGCACAGAUUCCUAGUCCUUAUUUAGACCGCUGUUUAUUGUCCAUAUGUGGUUUGUAUCCCUCUGUUUGCCUCCCAUUCAUAUGCUUAUCUUGUGUCUUGAUAAAUGUUCAUGCUUGCACCACCUCCGGUGGCAGUGUGUUCCAUCCUCGGUGUGAAUAAACUUUCCCCAUCUCACCUUGAAUCGGUGCUGUCUUGCAGUUGACCUUUUCACCUUGGGAAUAAGCUUCUGACGAUUCACCCUAUCUAUCUCUCAAAAUUGUAAACCUCUAUUAGGUUGCCCUCUUUGCCUCCACCUUUCCAGUGCAAAGAAUUUAUCCAACCUCUCCUUGUGAAUAAAAUCAGACCAGAAAAUAUCUUGGUAAACCUUCUUUGCACUUUCAUCAAAGUAUCCACGUCCUUCGGGUAGUGUGGCAACCAAAACCACGUUAUAUUCCAAACGUGGCCUAAAAAGCUGUAACAUAACUUGCCAACUUUUAUAUUUGAUGCCCUGACUGAUGAAGGCAAGCAUUCCGUCUGCUGCCUUGACCAUCUUAUCCAUUUAAGUUGCCACUUCCAGAUAUUGUGGACAAUUCCACGUAGAUCCCUCUGUAUGUCAAUGCUCCCAAGGGUUCUGCCAUUUAUUGUAUAUUCGCACUUGAAUUUGAUUUUCCAAAAAAUGCAUCUUGUAUUUGUCUGGAUUAAACUCCAUUUGCUAGUUUUCUGCCCAAAAUCUAUAAUCUACCUGCAUUCUGAUGUAUUCUUUGACACUCCUCCUCGCUAUCUGCAACCCUGCCAAUUUUGGUGUCAUUCACAAACUUACUCAGACUACCUAUAUAUUUCACACGAAAGGUCCCAUAGGUUUGAAAAGUAAUCUUUUUCACCAGCUUGUUUUUGUUGACUGUCUAGUUAAAGUUUGUUAAUCCAUUAUAUGUUUCAGUUUUGAAGAAAUUGUUCAUUCCCAACAUCUGGCUCACCUAAAGAUUUGGUGGCUCCAGUCUUUUUGCUUUAAAAGAUUUCCAGCUUUUGUUCAA